Molecule: messenger RNA, 600 nt
Organism: Gastrolobium bilobum
Lineage: Eukaryota; Viridiplantae; Streptophyta; Magnoliopsida; Fabales; Fabaceae
Product: UDP-glycosyltransferase 708G1-like
Exons: 2
Coding region: 1-600 (199 amino acids)
Source: RefSeq, a predicted model, not a curated record
AUGGCAACAAAUGGGUCAUCUGAGAAUGAAGCGGUGAAGAGGUCUCUCUUCUCUGCAACAUUUUCCUAUCCACCAACUUCAGUACAGAAAGUGAUGAGAGCAGAAAUCAUAGCCAACAUCACUUGGAAAAGCAUGUCCCUUGCUCCUAUAGUUCAUGUGGCUCUCUUGCCAAGCGCUGGCAUGGGCCAUCUUACACCAUUUCUAAGGCUAGCUGCGUUGCUUGUUCACCACCAUUGCCAAGUCACUCUCAUCAUUCCUCACCCCACAGUCUCUAAAGUUGAAUCAGAACUCCUCUCUCGGUUCCACUCUUCAUUCCCUCAGGUCAACCAAGUCCAGUUUCAUCUUCUUCCUUAUGAUUCUGCCACUUCCAACACCUCCAAUGACCCUUCUUUCCUUCGUUUUGCAGCCAUUCGCAACUCUUCACACCUUCUCUCUCUUCUCCUUGCUUUAGUUUCACCACCCUUGUCUGCUUUUGUCUAUGAUAUGACCCUGAUUUCCCCUGUUCUUCCAAUUGCUAACACCCUUGGUGUCCCAUCAUCAUUGUGUCAAAUGCCACAAGUCGCGGAUCCCAUCGUUGUGCUCUGUUCUGUUCUCCCUUAG